Messenger RNA from Gryllus bimaculatus (two-spotted cricket), 6959 nucleotides. The record is from the annotation of a GenBank genome assembly. Lineage: Eukaryota; Metazoa; Arthropoda; Insecta; Orthoptera; Gryllidae.
UGACACCUGAUUGGCCGUUUGCAUUAAUACUCUUUGGUUGAGGCGUGUAGUUUACUCCAAACAGCGCCAUUUGUGAGAACUUGUGUGAGAAACGGCUUAAAAGUGCGCGUGAAAAAGUAUAUUUGUGCUGUUGACUUGUGGUGGAGAAUAUCUGAAAUAUAGAUGGAAACGUGUACCAAGUAAAAAGCGUGUGGUUAGUGUAUUUCCAAACGAAUGAUCUUAACUUUGUCAACAUGAACUCGUCAUUUAAAACUGACCUGGAUACUGACGAUGAGCUUAAUACGAGCUGUCGCACGUCCAGCUCGGGAUGUGAUGUUGACGGAUCGUUCGGCACCUCUCUAGAUUAUAGCAUUAUUGUGCCUCGAAAGUUAGAUUUUACCCCAGAGCCCGGAGAUUUUGGAGAGGAUAAUAUGGAUGGAGAGAUAUUUGCAAACAACAAUAAUAACAAUGAUUUCACAGUUCCGAAAGUGCAUUCUCCCCCUUAUAAAAGAGUAAGAGCAUUGCGCCUACUUGAUACACCAGCUACACCAAAAACUAUAUUAGAAAAGAGUUCUGCAUUUCACACCCCAGCACCUCGUUUUAGAUUAAGUCAUUGCAAAGAUAAAAGUAAGACAGCAGUGGGUACUCUCCUGCAACCUGAUAAACCUACCGUAAAUUUGAAUCCCUUCACUCCCAAUGGAAUGAUGUUGACUUCAAAAAAGAGGACACGAUCAAAACGAAGUCUUGUAGGGUCUGUGUCACCUCUGGCUGGCACUAAAGAUAUGCCAUCAAGUGAACAGUCCGAUGGUUCUGAUGCAGAAGUGGAACAACCUACAAAAAAGUUAGCUCUUCAUGAUUCAAACAUCAGCAGAUACUAUCAGGAAUUUCAUGAAAUCAGUCUAAUUGGCAGUGGGGAGUUUGGCAGUGUUUAUAAGUGCAUUAAUAGACUUGAUGGCUGUAUUUAUGCCAUCAAAAAGAGCAUUCGCCCUGUAGCUGGUAGUGUAAACGAAAAAAAUGCUCUUAAUGAAGUUUAUGCUCAUGCAGUUUUGGGAAAACAUGAACAUGUUGUGAGAUAUUAUUCAGCAUGGGCAGAAGAUGACCAUAUGCUCAUUCAAAACGAGUACUGUAAUGGAGGCAGCCUAGCUGAUUUGAUUGAACAAAACAAACAGCUUGGACAGGCAUUGUCUGAGAGUGAAAUGAGACAACUAAUACUCCAUGUUGCUGAUGGAUUGAGAUAUAUUCAUUCCAUGCAGUUAGUACAUAUGGACAUUAAACCUGGCAAUAUAUUUAUCUCUCAUGAGAAGAAGUUGCAGAGAUUGCAGUUUGAGCUUGCAGAUGAUGGUUUUGAGGAAGAAGAUGGCAAUGAAGAGAUUAUCUACAAAAUAGGUGACCUGGGUCUAGUUACAAGUGUAACAAAUCCAUCAAUGGAAGAAGGUGAUUGCAGAUAUCUACCCCUAGAAAUUUUACAGGAUAAUUACUCAAAUUUGACAAAGGCUGAUAUUUUUGGAUUAGGGUUGACAGCAUAUGAAGCUGGAGGAGGUGGACCAUUACCAAAGAAUGGAACUGAGUGGCAAGAAAUCAGGAAAGGAAAAUUAAAAGAAUUGCCAUCAUACAAUCGAGACCUGAAUGAACUUCUCAGGCAAAUGAUUCACCCUGAUCCAGAAAUGCGUCCUACGGCUUUGCAAGUCAUGAAGCAUCGAGCUCUGUGUCUGUUUGGUAAUAAGAGUAAGGCUCAGCUUCGAAGAGAAUUGAAUGCGGAGAAAGUCAAAAAUGAAAUUUUGUCAAAACAACUCCAGGAAGCAGCAAAGUGUCUCAAAUCAAUAAAACCAAAUAUAAUUGGUACACAGACUCAGUUUGAGAUAAAGUCGAUUCGCGUGAAAACUACUUUUCAGAUCUUCGUGUAUUGUAAAAUACUCUCUGUCUUCGUGUUUCAGUUCUUAAAAAUGAUUAUUGAAAACCAGGAGGCCUUCAAAACGUGGCUGACAACAGUCCUGGAACCAUUAUGCAAUGCAGAUCCAGAAGCACUUGCGAAAUAUGUGUUUGCUUUGGUUAAAAAAGACAAGCCGAUUCCAGAAUUACGUGCUGGAAUGAUUGACCAGCUGGAUGUGUUUCUGCAACAUGAGACAAAAAAGUUUGUUGACCUUCUUUUUCAAACUCUGGAGACACAUUCUUACAGUUUACCAACUUCUUCUGUUACUACAUCUUCAACCACAGAGGUUGCAUCUACAACAAUUGCGGGAUCACCUGUUGUAACUUCCACUGUUGGCAAACAAGCAGAAACUUUUCAGCCCCAACAAAAUCAGCCUACAACAGUUACAGAAACCGUCACAACUACAGCAUUGCCUGUUCAGCCAACUGCAAGCCAUUCUACUGGAAGUCUUGGUCCUGUUAUUAAUUCUUCCCAGACAAAUGGCAGUAUUUCCACAACUCUACCAACCCAAACUUUACACAAACGGGAGACAGAAUCAGCUCGUACAUCUCACAGAAAAUCAGAUUCAGAUAAAGAUGACAAAGGUCGAACUGGAAGUAGAAGGCAUAGAAGUUCACAAUCACCUCCACGCAUUCGUUCAAGAUCUCGGUCAUGGGACAGAUCUCGCCGGUCACGAAGCCGAGAAAGAGAUCGUGAACGUGAUAGGGAGAGACAAAGAGAACGUGAUAGAAGCAGAGCAUGGAGAAAUAAAUCUCCCCCUCCUAGGAGGUACGAGCGGGAUAGAAGAAGGAGCUGGUCUCGUUCUAACUCUCCUGUUGGGGUGUCUCGUACUCGUAGUGCUGCUACAUCACGUUCACGUUCUCGAUCACCUCGAUACAACCAUAGAGGACGGGUGUAUCGAAAUCGAUCACCUCCGACUAGACUUUCUAUGUCUAGGUCUCGAUCAAGGUCUAAUGAGCGAUCUCGAGAGAAAAAGGAGUCCCUUUCUGGUGCUGCAACUCCUACACAAGACAGCAAUCAUGGUGAUGUAGACAUGAGGCUAACGACAACAUCUCAAAGUAUUCAGAGUGUUGUUAGUGCUGGUGGAAACAAGGCCAACUCUGACCAAGCUGCUACUGGUCCUACUUUGCUAUCAAGUAUUUUUCAUACCAAGCGACGCUGUAGAGACUUUGAUGAGAAAGGAUACUGUAUGCGAGGGGACUUGUGUCCUUAUGAUCAUGGCAAUGAUCCAGUUGUUCUGGAGGAUGUGGCUUUGUCACGGGUGUUGUCAUUUGGGCCGAAUGCUCCCCCACCACAUGCAUUACCACCUCCUGCUUCUGGCACUACAGGACUUUCAACUGCCAAUUCAGCACCAGGGCAAGUGCCUUCUGAUGGCUCUGAAGGGCUUGUACCAUCUGAACACACAGCAUUAACAGGGAUCCCUCCUACUGCCUUGGGGGUUGAUCCACCAGCUCAUCAGCUGCCUCAUCACAUGCCACCUCAUCAUAUCCGAGGGCCUCAUCCUACUAAUAUGGAAUAUAAUCCAGAUGCACCCAGCAUGGAGCCCAGAAUGAUUUGGGGAAGGCCUCCAUUUCGAGGAAUGCGAGGAGGAAUAAUGAGAGGUGUAGUUGGCCGACCAAUGCCUUAUAAUCCACAACCUCAGCGUGAACUUAUCAAUGUUCCAGUUACAGAUCAGAUUCAAAAUUAUUCAGGAUAUAAUAAACGUCCUCGACAGUCGGAUACAAAUAGUUAUUCUCUACAGGGAGAGUCAAAAGAAUCUCCUCCUGUCAAAAAGAAAACCACAUUUGAUUUCAAUCGUUUGGGGCCGAGGCAUAAGAAUCCAAAUAAUUGUUCAUUGGAAUUGAAGAAAGUUCCACGUGGGUUAAAUAAUAUUACUCACCUUAAUAAUCAUUUUGCGAAAUUUGGGAAAAUUGUCAACAUUCAGGUGUCUUUUGAAGGAGAUCCAGAGGCAGCUCUUGUUACAUUUUCUAGUCAUGCUGAAGCAAAUGCAGCAUACAGAAGUACAGAAGCUGUUCUUAAUAACAGAUUCAUUAAAGUCUUCUGGCAUAAUUCUGCCAAUAAUAAUGAGUUGCAGGGCAAACAAGAGAAUGUACCUCCCCCUCGGCCAUCUGUUAAAGAACGUUUGGGUGUCCCCAACCCAGUUCAAAACACUAAAGUUCUUAAUACAUUGCAACCCAAAGCAACACUGUCACAACAACAAGAACCGGUUGAAAAGGUUAUUAUGUCGGGCAACAAUUUGACCAAGACGGUCUACAUUCCAACAGCACUAAAGAAAUCGGAAAGUUCUCCUCCUGCUUCUGCUCCACCUGUAAUUUCAACACCACCCGUUCAAGAAAAUAGUAAAGCUAUCGCCGCUGUGAUAAAAAAAUCACAAGAGAUGUUAGCUGCAAAAGAAACAUUGAAGAAGAAGCAGGAAGAGAAAAGGAAGGAGGCUUUGAAACUCACAGCUGAUUUGAGAAAAAGAAAACAAGAACUUCUUGAUAAGCAACUCAGUCAACAAAAAAAAUUAAUAGAAAGGUUAGAAAAGGGAGGGGAAAGUAUUGAGAAAAUACGGAAAGAUUUAUCUGUAUCGGUUUCUCAAAGUGGAGCAUCUCCAAUGUCUGCCAUAAAACCUGGUUCUUUGGCAAAGAAGAGUAAGGAAGAGGCCCAGCGUGAAAUUUUAGAUGCAGAACUUGAUUUGUUUACCAAACAACAAGAGGGUGGAGACACUUCAGAAUUACAAAGAAAAGUUGCUGAACUGAAAAUGGAAGCUCAUUCACUGGGCCUUCUGCCUGGCAGCAGUACUCACCCAAGAACAACUCGAGGUGCUCUUCAUUUACAUAGAGGAGCCAGUAGAGGACUAUCUAGAAUGCCACGGGGAACCACAUUCAGAGGAAGAGGUGGUCACAGUUUGAUGUCUACUGUUCAUGUUCACCAUGGUAUGAGUCAUCGGUCAGUCAUAAUGGUUGGGAGUAAUAGAGAUGGUAGUGAAGAACUGAUGGAGGAGGGAGAAGAAGUUCUUGUUGAUGAAGAUGAGGAGCUUGGAAUCGCUGAACUAAGUGAAGAUGUACUUCUUCAAGAUGAUGAGGAGGAGGAAGAAGACGGAGAUGAAGAUCGCAGCUGGCGGCGAUAGCACUGACGUUAGCGAUGCAUCGCUUGUCAAAGUCCUAUUAGAAUGUUGUAAAUAAAGGUUGAAUUUAGUACAUUUGUAUUCUGCAGGGUUUUCACAAGGAAUUGUAUGGAUACUACUGCAUCAAUGUGUCUCAAAAUACCAUGAAUUCUUCGGAAUUUUGUAAUAAACUUUUUCAUGACAUGUUGUUGAGUGUCAUACAAGAACCUAACUUUAUAAUAUACAAUUUUCAUGUAUUUCUUAUUUAAAUGUACUUUUAAUUAAUGUUUUUAAUUCUCUUAUUUACAUUAUUACUUUAUUGGGACAAAUGAAGGUAUAUAUGUGAAUCGGUUGAUCUUAAUUUUUGUUAACUUCCAAUAUGAAAUGAUCAUAAGUUUCAGAAACAUCUCAAUCUCUCUUCCAUUAAGAGCAUUAUCGGUAUCCAUACAAUUCUUCGACUAUUCUUCGUUACAUUUGUACAUAAGUCACUUCACUUUCUGAUAGCCUUGGAAUUAUAUUCCAAUUUAUAGUAUUUGCUGUUUGGUGAACUUUUUUGUCAUAAGUUUGAUUUUGAGUUUGCCAGUGGAUUAGAAUAUUAAUAAUGAAAAAGGUUCAGGUUUCACAUUUCACCAAAAAAAUAAUGUUACAUUUCCUGUACUGCCAAAUCAAUUAGUUAUAUUUUGUGUGGUGUAAUUAAGCAUUUCAAAACGGUAUUCAAAGCAUUUUUAAUUCUCUAAUACAUAGUACUGGAUUCACAAUAUCUGUUAAUUGUUGCACUAGCAUGUGUUAAUUUUUGUAAAAGAAAUGACAAAAAUUCCUUCAGGUGUUGUUGGUGCUUGGGUAAAAUUAAUAAUAGUAUGAUUUACUAUUGAAGUCUAAAAUGGAUACAAACUGUGUGAAUUUGCAAUUGUUUUCUGUAAUUUCACAAGUUCAAUUCACUUCAGUCAAGUUUUAUGCACUUUUUGUUUUUUCUGGUGAACUGUUCAGAAACAUGUAAGUUACCAUGAAAUUCAGUCAUUUUUAAACUGCACAAGUUUUUGUUCUGGUGCAUUACCAAGAAUAUGUUCAUUUCAUUUAGAUUUGUGCUUGUAUUUAAAUGUUUUUUCCAUGUUAGUAUACAUUGUAUAUUCUUUCUAUCUCCAAUGCAUAUGACAUUUGUUGUCACUACAUCCUGUCAUAUUUCUUGUUACAAUAAUUAGAAGGAGAAUUUGAGGCAAUGGAUUGCUUUUUGACAUUUUUACCCAAAUGGAUAUAGUUAUUUGAAGUUGAUUAGAUUCUGUUCAAGAUUAAACACAAUUUCAAGCUUUUUGUUAUAGGACGUUGGCAUUUUGCCUAUCAAAUAUCAAACAACCAACACUUUAUUUGAACAUUGUACAACAUAGGAAACUAUUCAGUCUUAGAAGUAAUAUUUUAGUCUUGAAAGCAUGUUUGUUAGAUGUACUUCAUGUAACUGUACAAUUUUAUUUGUAAUUGUAGUAUGAUUUCUGUAUGGGCCAAAAUAUGUAUUAUUGUUUAUAAGAAAUGUGCUUUGAAUAUGGCAAAAAGAGAGAAAAGAUUUUUAAUAUGCCAUUAAAAAAUAAUUAAAAAAGAAAUAAAGGAAAAGAAUCAGAAAACAGCCAUUCAAAGCACCAAAAUUUUGUACAAAGAAAGAAAGAACUUACGUGUGAACAGACAUUAAAGAAAAGAGAAAAAUAUAAAGAAAACGAAACAAAAGAAAAGAAUGAUGAAAAGAAAAGAUUCUGUCUGAUUCACAACAAAACAAAUUAAUAUUCUAAAAGAGCAAAAGUGUCAGCCUGUGAGCAUUCCUGGUUUAAUUUUACAAAUUAAAUUCUAAUUUCCUUUUUUCUCUCUCUUUCCAGUUCCAGAGACUUCAGUUGAGUGGCUUUGGAAGAAAUCCAAAAUAUCAGAGAAGAAUGAAAGCACAUACGCUAGUUACUCUGUUAAUUUUAUAUUGUAAAUAUC